Messenger RNA from Neltuma alba, 456 nucleotides. Its product is annotated as TMV resistance protein N-like. Lineage: Eukaryota; Viridiplantae; Streptophyta; Magnoliopsida; Fabales; Fabaceae. The record is from RefSeq and is a predicted model, not a curated record. The transcript has a single exon. The coding region runs from base 1 to 456 and encodes 151 amino acids. Gene Ontology annotation, molecular function: ADP binding. Gene Ontology annotation, biological process: defense response.
AUGUUGGGGACUCAUGGAACUGGCGGAAUUGGCAAAACGACCCUUGCAAAAGCUCUCUAUUAUUCAGUCUUCUAUCAUUUUGAAGGUGCUUACUUUUUGUUUGAUGUCAGAGAAGUAUCAAAGAAGUAUCAGGGUGUUGCCCGCCUUCAACAAACACUUCUAUCAGAAAUUCUUGAGGAAAAGAAGAUGAAGUUUGGCAGUGUUGACGAAGGGAAAUCUAUGAUUAAACAUAGACUCUCUACCAAAAAGGUUUUAUUGGUUCUUGACGAUGUUGAUGAAUUUGAACAGUUAGAACAACUAGCAGGCGGCUGUGAGUGGUUUGGUUGUGAAAGCAAAAUCAUUAUAACGACAAGAAAUAAGCAAUUGCUAAUUGCACGAAAUGUUGAGAAAGCAUAUGAAAUGACGGAGCUAGAUCAUUUUUACUCGAACUCUUUUCUUGGCAUGCCUUUGGCAUGA